Hypomesus transpacificus is the source of this 5812-nucleotide messenger RNA. RefSeq names its product delta-like 2 homolog (Drosophila) (gene dlk2). Lineage: Eukaryota; Metazoa; Chordata; Actinopteri; Osmeriformes; Osmeridae. Gene Ontology annotation, biological process: heterophilic cell-cell adhesion; establishment or maintenance of epithelial cell apical/basal polarity. Bases 3586 to 4851 code for a protein of 421 amino acids. Gene Ontology annotation, cellular component: plasma membrane; protein-containing complex. Gene Ontology annotation, molecular function: calcium ion binding. The record is from RefSeq and is a predicted model, not a curated record. The transcript is spliced from 5 exons.
CUCUCUCUCUCUCUCUCUCUCUCACUCUCUCCCUGCAGGCAGCCAGCCACAAACACCGCUGAAUAAAAGCACCCCAUAGACACACAGUGGAGCAGUAUGCGCUUCACAACAGCACGUCAUACAGGCAUGUAGAUGCCUGUCUUCCCAGGCACACAACAGUAAUAUCGUCGAGAUAAUCCCCUGAAAAAUGAUCCUUUUCUGGCUUUCGCCUGCAGAGGAACGUGUGGGCACAGCAGCCCUCCGUCCUGAGGAGCCAGAACUGUCGCUACAGCAACAGCCUUCCUCUCCACCAUCUCUAUUCCAUGCUGGAGCCUCUCAAGAAGGGGCAAAACAUCAACAAACACACAAUGAGGCCUGAUUGAUUUUCUAUUCUUUCCUUCCAACUGAAUAGAACAGACAUCAAGAGAGCCAGUUGCAGAAAUCUAACAUUCAACAAUGUGGUCUGACUGAGUGGUGGGAUCUACAGUAGCUGAGGUGUAAUGCUUCUUUACUUGUUAUUACGUACAGUAGUGCUGCAAUAGUUGAUCAUAUUUAAUAUCAAGAUACACAUGAUUAUUUAUAAUAUUCUCGCUGAAGAAUCUGUGAAUUCUGAAGAACCAAUUAAAUAUGGCAUGGCUGUGAAAAAAUAAUAAUGCAAAAAUGUUGCAGAGUAAAAUCCAUUUGUUCCAUGUUACCUGUUAAUUGUAUUGAAAUUUGUCUGAAUAUUCCCAUUAAGGAAAAAUGACAGAGGUGAAAAUGACAUUGGAGCUGUUCCUGUUGAGGUGAUGGCUGUCCGAUGACUAUGUUAGGGGGGAUGUAAAUGGAGCCUGUUUCUUUAAGAGCUGGUCUGUAGUCAGGUUUGUGUUGUUAAGUGGGGAGGUGGAUCCCUCCUUGUCUUUCUCUCUCCUGCUUCUGUUUCUCUGACAGUCUUUUUGAUCGACAAUACUCUCCAUAUUGCUUGCCGGCUCCUAAACAUUUGGUUUUGGGAGCAGCUGAACUCUUUGGACUUUGUUUGAUUUUUGGAUGGUGCAUGUGGCCACAUUCACUCUACCUGAGGACUACUACUAUUCCGUGGUGACCACCUUCAGCUCAGGUGUGUAGCACAUGUGCCGUGUCAUGUUUGUGUGUGUGUGCAUCUGUGUGCGUAAUAGAGAUUAGGGGGAGUGCUUGUCAGAGAUAGAGAGAUAGCCUGUUAGUGAUGAGAGAAAGAGAUGCAGGGAAAUUGGAACCCACUAGGCCAUGGCACAUCCUAUCCUGGCUGGACAUCCAGAAAUAGUUGGUUUUACAGUAUUGUUGAAUAUUUGUGAAGUUAGAAUGUAUUUUGGAGGCAGGAAAGUCUCUCAGUCUACAUCAGACACUAAAUGAUCACAGUUAGACUCAAUAGCCCUAAAUUGGCUGUAUUCUGAUGAUGGGAGCUAGCAGCAGUGUUAGUUGGCACAGUGGUGUUUUUACACUUCUAUAGAAAUGAUUGCUACCAUCUUAGGUGGUAUGACAUCCUAUUUUCAUAAACGUUUUUGAAGAUAAAAAAUGUGGCACCACCAAAUUUGACAAUUGGAACCACUGCCAAUUUAGCGCAUCCUUUUGAAUACAAAUGUAAAAUAUACAUUUAGGAUAUAAAUGUGUUCAAUUACACUAUACAGGGAUAACCAGACAAGGUGGUUAGUGUAAGUGAUGUGUUAAAAGCAAUGCAUUUGGAUGUAGACAAAGGAGCGUUUGGAUAGGUUAUUGAACUCAGUCAUAAUGACUUUGAAAUCAGGAAUGUGGUGUCUGGCAUUAGACUCUGUCAGCUGCUCAAGCUGUGACGCUCCAGGGACCUCCCUCACACCUUGGUCCCACACAAUACAUGUGCAAAGAGGAAAGGGACCUACAACAUACCUUUGAGGAACACACCAGAGACAUGCUACAUUUAUCGCCAAACGAAGACCAUGGGAAACAAGGACAGUUCAAACUCAGUGCCGUGACUGACAAAGACGAGGGAGAAUGGAGUUAGGAAUGUCUCUGUGGACAUGUCUUCAUAUACACGGGACACCUAUCUACAUGUUCUAUAUUUGUAUGGGGGUUAUUACAAAAUGUUCACGUCUGCACAUGAGCUUGGACACACACUGUAGGUGAUAAUUGAUGUGGAAUCCAGAGCAUCAAGGACAAUGGGCCGCGGCAGUUGAAUGUGGCGUGACGGAGAAAGACUCCUAUUAUGGACGUUGAAGCUGCUCUCGGAUUUCACGUUCAAAGCCUUGCCAGUGUUUGCUCUCAUUAGCAAGGUGAGGAGAAAGCUGCAUCAGACCACAGAGACAGGAACAGGGGGGAGGCACAGUUGUUGUCCGGCUGCCCGAUUCCAAACCUCCAUCUCAACAAUGACGGAAUGACAAUUGAGAGAUUACCGGGCAGGAUAUGAAAAGUCCAGCCAAGGAUAGACUGUAAGGAAUAGACCGCCUGGGCCUCCCCUAACCCCCCCCCCCCCACCCCCCCUCUCUCUCUGCUUCCCACUAGUCCAAUUCUGGGGAGAACUUGAAAGGUUAACUUAAAGAUUCAUUGAAAAGUGAGGUCGGCACCUUCAUCUGAAUGAGACCUUUAGAUUGACCUGGGUAUGGAUGAUUGCCAGAUGGACAUCAAAAGUUCUACCUCAAUUGCAGUGGGGGUCAUGUAAACAUGAUAUACUCGAGUCAUUGCUUACUGUGGUUUUCUAAAUGGUUUUAGCAGUCCUCUUCUUAGAAGGGAAGCCAGAACACACCAUGCGCUUUUACCUUACCAAGAAAAGCAACAGAAGUAUGUAAGAGACACCUGAGCUAAAAGCUCAUACAGUAUCUGUACUUAUCAACCGUCUGAAAGAAACAAUUGAGUUUGACAGGAGAAGGGUGAUGCAGGAGUGGUGCGGUCUUGUUGAAUCUGUCCAAUAUAAAAGAUUCAUGAUGCUUCCUAAAUUAUUAAGAGAGUGUCUGUUCCCUGUUGAGGUGAUCAUGUUGCGCUGUAUUUGAUUUGGGGCAGGGGCGGGGGGGGGGGGGGGGUGCUGAAGAGAAGGAGAUGCCUGUAAAUACACCCCACUCCUUUGGGUAUAGGACAUUAAACUCCAAAAAUGUCAAACCGAAGAAUCAAACUCGUCUCAUACUCGACCUUCUUUUUGUCUCAUUAGGAAGUAUCAGAGGAUCACAGUACGACUUGGUUUUCAGUAAAUCCCCCACUGCAGCCAAGCAACACUAGUACUAGUAAAAAUAUCUGUCUUGUAGCCAUAGUAUCUCUUUCUAAGGCAUCGGCAGCAGUUGGAGGUGUCUCUCUCCAGGACCAACACAUGUCCUGGAAUGCCAUGAUGGCCAGCCUGAUUUAUCACUGAGACACCUGGUUAAGUGCCCUUUAUCAAAAUGAUGACAGCGGACUAAGAGUUGUGGGCCAAGUUGUAAUGACCCUGCAAGCCUUGUGCAGUCGGAAUGUCUCACUCCUGUUCUGUAACCUUUCGAGAUCCCUUUGUGGCCCUUGGCCUGUUUACCUUAUGGUCAUGAUGUAUGUCGAGCCCAAGACAGGACUCCCCCACGCAACCAACGUUUGAUUCCAGCGUAUGUGUGUUUGACACGAUCGUCAAAGAUUAACCCUGCCAAAGUUCUAAAGUGGGAAAAAAUGUGCUUUGCUUUCCAGAUCCUUGCCAUUAUAGUCAUGCCUCAAAGAGAACCAAUCAUUCUGCUGCUCUGGGGCUGCUUCUGUUCCCUGCUCCUCAACCAAUCCCAGGGUCAAGGUGUGUCAUUCCUCUCUUCUCCUACUGGGAAUUGCACGUGCAACAUGACAAACAGCCGGUGUGACGAGAAUGAGGUGUGCAGGUGUGAUCCGGGCUGGGAGGGCCUGCUGUGUGACAAGUGUGUCAUCAUGCCAGGCUGUGUCCAUGGCUCUUGCCACCAACCCUGGCAGUGCAGCUGUGAGCCGGGAUGGGUAGGACGCUUCUGUGACAAAGAUGUACAUGUGUGUUUGAGGGAGGAGCCUUGUCAAAAUGGAGCCACUUGUUUCACCAAUGACUCAGGAGAAUACUCUUGCCUCUGUCCUGAUGGCUUCCAUGGGAGGAACUGUGAGCUCAAAACAGGACCUUGUCAGAAAACCAGGUCGCCAUGUAAGAACGGCGGACUGUGUGAGGAUGAAGGUGGCUACGCUCCCGAGCUCUCCUGCCGAUGCCUGGCAGGCUUCACAGGCCGUCGCUGCGAAACCAACAUGGACGACUGCUUGAUGCGCCCCUGUGCCAACGGUGCCACCUGCCUGGAUGGCAUCAACCGCUUCUCCUGCCUCUGUCCGGAGGGCUUCGCCGGCCGCUUCUGCACCGUUAACCUUGACGACUGUGCAAGCCAGCCCUGUGUUAACGGUGGCCGGUGCCUGGACCGCGCCAGUACCUUCCACUGCCUCUGCCUGCCAGGUUUUACAGGCAGGACCUGUGAGGUGCCGCUGUGGGACCAGGACUCUCAGAGCCCCGACUCCCACGCCUCCAUCAGAAACUCUCACGGCUGGGCAGGAGGCGGAGGGGGCCCGGGCGGAGUGACCCCGCGCCAGCCCACCUCGGGGAACCAUUCCCGGGGGGCUGCCAGUGGAGGGGACAGGCUGUUCAAGAUCAAAGAGGUGGUGACACAGCGAGGCUCAACAGGCCUGUCGGAGGUGCAGCUCAUCGUGCUGCUAGUGCUGGGGGGCAUGACGUUGGCCGUGGUGGCGCUCACCGCUGGGCUGGUGCUCAGGGGGCACUGGCAGGACCACUGUGCCCGCUGCCGCUGCGGCACCCCCUCCCAGCUGAACCAGUGCCCGACACAGAGUCAUUCAGUCGCAGGGGAGCAGGAGUGUAAGAUUAGCUUUCUGCAUACCCCGCCGGCUCCAGAGUUAGAAAAAAAGAGACUGAACACUGAAGUGAUAUAGGUUCAACCCCAGGUCACUGACUGCUAAGACAGACGGGGAAAGCCAGACUUUGAAUGACUGGCCCAGCCUCAAUGACCAACUGAAGUCAUUGGAGAGGUGGAGGACCAAGGGGAGACCACACUGUCUGUUCAUGGGUGAACAUUGGGACACGAUGUGAAAAGGAGGCAUAGUCCAAAUGAAGUCUUGGUCUAGUCCAACAAUAGUCCUGAUGAAGUCCUGGUCUAGUCCCAAUGUUGUUCGGGGCCAGUCUUGAUAUUGUAUAGUCCUGGCCUUGUACUGAUGAAUUGGAUUAUUGCUGAACCACAGGGUGAAGGCAGGAUAGAGAAAACCACUGGGAGACUGAGAUCCAUGUAUGUCUUCACUGCAAAUCCAUAGGACAUUUCUCCAAUCUUCAUCAGUCUGCUGACGCUCAUUAUUUAACAAGAUCUACAUUAGGACGAGUAUCUUCAUACUAUUAUCCAAGAAGAAACAAGAUCCACCAGUUAGUUUUCUUGAUAAAGUUAAUCUUGAAAACAUGUCAGGCCAAAAUGGAAUUUCUGGUUUUCCACUGUUGAGAAACAUGCCCUUGAACAAGAGCCUUGAAUAAUGAACUCGAUAUUCAGCAGUGUUGAAUUCAAAUCAGGAGGCAUGGGAAAUAUAAUAUUAUGUACAGGCUUUAUGUUUAUGUAUGUACUGUUAAUAUGUCUGAUGAAAGUACUCCAACAAGUUAGAUGAUAAGAUGCAUUUAGCUGUUUUGUAAACAUGGAUCAAGUAUUUUUGUAUUGAAGUUGUCAGUAGUAAAAACACAUUGUUUUUUGUUAAUCGCUUUAUGUUGUACACAGUAUUUUGUUUAACAAAAAGUGUUAAUGUAAUUUAUUUAUGUAAUUUAUUUGUGUUAAAUGUAUGUGACCUAUUUUGCAAUGAGUCUUAUUUUUUAUACAUAAUUCUGUGCAAUAAAUGUCUUGACUGUAUACCUUCAAAA